Molecule: messenger RNA, 1266 nt
Organism: Musa acuminata AAA Group (dessert banana)
Lineage: Eukaryota; Viridiplantae; Streptophyta; Magnoliopsida; Zingiberales; Musaceae
Exons: 7
Coding region: 276-1040 (254 amino acids)
Source: RefSeq, a predicted model, not a curated record
UAGAAUUUGCUCCUUCCAAUUCUGAAGACCGGACCGAGCAAACCCAGCGGAGCCAAAGGUCCGUCCCAAAAGCGCGAUUUUUAUCCAUCUUCCUCUUCCUUUCCAUCCAACAACAGUUGUUUCGUCGACGACGCCUCCGUCCUCUCAACGGAUUCGUGGCCAGGUCCCUGACUUCGUCCCCCUUCGAUCCAUAGGGCGGGAACAAUGUUCGAAUUGGCCGGAACCAGCGGGAGUUUUUGAGAAACGGAGGGGAUUUUCGAGAGGUCUUUUGGCUGAUGGGAGCCAGCGCAAACCCGUCGGGGAACCCGGAUGGAGCCAACGGCGGUCCCUUAUCUGGAGGCGGCGGUGGCGGAGGUGGUGGCGCGUCGGUUCCCGGAAACCCUAGCAAUGGCACCAUGGCGGCGGGGGCGGCAGUAGCAGGGCCCGCGCAGGCGCUGAAGCAUGACCCGGGGCUGUCGAUUGAGUGGUCCUCGGAGGAGCAGGCCAUCUUGGAAGAAGGGCUUAGCAAAUAUGCAUCUGAAUCAAUCAUAGUGCGUUAUGCAAAAAUUGCCACUCAGUUACGGGACAAGACAGUCCGUGAUGUGGCCUUGCGGUGCAGAUGGCUGACGAAAAAGGAGAACAGUAAGAGAAGGAAAGAGGAUCAUAACUUGACAAGGAAAAGUAAAGAUAAGAAGGAGAGAGUUACAGAAACUUCUGCUAAAUCAUCAGCGCACCUUGGGACACGACCUAAUGUUCUUCUGUAUACUCCGCCAAUGCUUCCUGUGGAUGAUGAUGAUAUUUCAUAUACAGCAAUUGGUGGUCAAACAGGAGAGCUUCUUGAGAAUAAUGCAGAGACCUUCACUAAAAUAUCGGCAAACUUCGCUAACUUAAGGAUGCAGGAUAACAUCAAUUUAUUUUGCCAAACGCGGGACAACAUACUUGCAAUCUUGAAAGAUUUGAAUGAUAUGCCUGAAAUAAUGAAGCAGAUGCCACCACUUCCGGUGAAGUUAAAUGAAGAGCUUGCCAACUCAAUCCUGCCGAGGACAACCAUGCCAAUGUAGAUCUGACAGGUGGAUGAUCUAUAUUUGCUCCCAUGUUAGACGCAGGCAAGGAAUGACCAACUUGAUCUGUUACAGUACCUACUUGUAACUCUAUGUAGUUUCCCGUUUGUUGCAACCUGUGCAGUAUUUAGGAUAAUGCAUCAGAAAACACAGAUGCUAGUCUUUUUUGUAAGAAAUGAUAAUUCGUUAGACUAACAGAAAGCUAAUAAGUAGCAAUAAUUCCAUA